CAUGGAGAGUUAGUUGAUGAAAUAAACUUGCCUGGGUUAUGUACUGGUUUAGCAUGGGAUAAAGAAGGAGAUACAUUGGGGAUAAUACAUGAUAAUAAAUCUGGUGUAAUUUAUUUAUGGGAUGCAAACUCAAGAAAAGUUAACCAACUGGAAAGUGGCCUAAGGGAUACUCUAACGUUCCUCGCCUGGUCGAUGGUUGGAGGUCAGCUUGGUAUUGGGUCUCUCAAAGGCAAUCUCUUAAUCAUAACCACAAACAUCAAGAUAUUUCCAUGCAAAGUUUCGUCUUAA
Molecule: messenger RNA, 288 nt
Organism: Dendronephthya gigantea
Lineage: Eukaryota; Metazoa; Cnidaria; Anthozoa; Malacalcyonacea; Nephtheidae
Product: WD repeat-containing protein 19-like
Exons: 6
Biological process (GO): intraciliary retrograde transport; cilium assembly
Cellular component (GO): cilium; intraciliary transport particle A
Molecular function (GO): protein binding
Source: RefSeq, a predicted model, not a curated record